GCAAGGUCUACGCUUGCACGCUUCCUUCCAACACUCUCAUUCUUGUCUUCAUCUUCGCGAUGGCAGCGGGGCUCAAGACUGUAAUAUUGCUAUCAUUCGUGCUCGCUGUUGGAUUUCUGUUAAUCAUACUCUCAUGUGCACUAUGGGCGAAUUGGUUGCCAUUGUUAGUUGGUGCGUAUGGCUUGCGUGUGUUGUCCGCUGGUAUUCUUAUCCAAGUACUCUCAGCGUUGACGUUCGUGCUUGCUCCUCUGCCAAAUGCCCUGUUUGCCCACUGCGGAGGAGACGAGUUUUCCUCAAGUGAAGGCGCCACGGGUCCUGUGGAUCUUGGCCGCUUCCUGACUUCAAUUGUUGUUGUUACCGGAUUUGCGCUGCCUGUCGUCCUCACUCAUUCCGAGGUCGUAAAACCAGGCGCUUGUGUAAUGUCCAUCAUCGGUGGAGGGCUGGUGUAUGGGACGAUAUUGGCGUACUCAGCAGCGUUCAGACAGGAAGAUGAAUAUGAUUGAGCGUUUGUACGCUUACACUUGAGUGUUGCAGUAUACGAAUAUAUCUAUAUCAUUAACAUCGAAUACCGAGAAGGAUUCGAAU
Molecule: messenger RNA, 585 nt
Organism: Suillus clintonianus
Lineage: Eukaryota; Fungi; Basidiomycota; Agaricomycetes; Boletales; Suillaceae
Product: vacuolar protein sorting 55 protein
Exons: 3
Coding region: 60-503 (147 amino acids)
Biological process (GO): late endosome to vacuole transport via multivesicular body sorting pathway
Cellular component (GO): Vps55/Vps68 complex; endosome
Source: RefSeq, a predicted model, not a curated record